Cryptococcus amylolentus CBS 6039 is the source of this 1113-nucleotide messenger RNA. RefSeq lists its product as hypothetical. The coding region runs from base 1 to 1113 and encodes 370 amino acids. Gene Ontology annotation, cellular component: periplasmic space. Gene Ontology annotation, molecular function: lyase activity. The transcript has 4 exons. Lineage: Eukaryota; Fungi; Basidiomycota; Tremellomycetes; Tremellales; Cryptococcaceae. The record is from RefSeq and is a predicted model, not a curated record.
AUGACACUCAAUAUCCCCAACAAGCCCUCCGAGAUCAUCACCCCCUUUCCCGUCUCGCCCAACGGCCCAUCCAAGAACGCCCUUAAGGUCCUGGGCCAGAUCGUCCGCAAGACCACCGAGGCCAACGAGGUGUACAGCGUCACUUUCUCAGAAGUACUCUGUCCCGAGGGCAAGAAUCAUCUCUUCAGCUUGAAGCCUUACUUUUGGGAGGUUGCUCCUGGCAAGUGGGAGCGAAGGGAUGGGAAGCGCAACCCAUACUGUGAUAAGCCUCAAGGUCAGAAGCAACUGGACACCGCUGCGGCCCAGAUUCACAGCCUUGCCCUCGGUAUUAUUCAUCUGCCCGAGUACCGCGAUGCUGCCAUCAAAAGAAUUCAGAAGCUCUUGACCGUGUUCUUCAUCGACUCUGAGACCAAGAUGAACCCGGAAGUCCGCUAUGCCCAGUGUAACCCAGCCACAUCCCCUCUCAAGGGCGAGAACUCCUUCGUCAUUGCCCUUCGAAACAUCAUUCUCAUCUCUCAAGCCCUUACUCUGGUCCAGCAGUACCUUGACAAGGGUCUUGUCAGCAAGCUGAAAGAGUGGGUGGCUCAUCAAGUCAAAUGGAUGCAAGAGUCAGAGCAAGGGAAGGAUGUGCAGAGGUACGAGGAUAACAAGAUCAUUUGGUACCACGCCAUCAUUGCCUCCCACCUCGCCUUCAUCAACCCCCAAGAGUCUCAAAAAUACGCCCUCAAUUUCUUCCAGACUUACGGCGCCUCCCACACUCCCCAAGCGUACUUUGAGGAAGACCUCAAACGUACCCGUCCCCGACACUAUACCCUGUUUGCCCUCGAACCCCUUGUAGUCCUGGCCAAACUUACCGCCUCGCUCGAUGCUCAGCCCGAGUCCAAAGCAGCGGCCUACGCUCGAAACCUCCUUGAAUUCGCCAAGACCGUCCAACCCGGCCAGCUGGAGAAGCCUCUCGAAGAAGGGGGUCGCUAUGAGGGACAGUGGCAGUGGUAUGAGCAUAUCAUUUCUGGGUGGACAGGCCAGGGAAAGAGGGGCGGAGAUGAACCAGAUGGAGGGGCUUGGGAGGGUGGAUGGACACAGAGGAUGAGGAUGCUCUGGGGGUUCUUUUAA